Sclerotinia sclerotiorum 1980 UF-70 is the source of this 204-nucleotide messenger RNA. RefSeq lists its product with no specific name. The record is from RefSeq and is a predicted model, not a curated record. The transcript is spliced from 3 exons. Bases 1 to 204 code for a protein of 67 amino acids. NCBI's taxonomy places the organism in Eukaryota, Fungi, Ascomycota, Leotiomycetes, Helotiales, Sclerotiniaceae.
AUGGCACGCCAAUCCUUUUUCCAGGGUAAGAAACCUACGAAAAUACGGCGGGUUUCCGUUGGUGGAAUCGGAAUUAUGCACCGUAGCAUCAUAUGUACUAUCACGCAGAAAUUGAUAUCAAAAUUAGAGAAGCUUAAGGAUCUAAGAAACCGUAAGAAACAGAAACAGAAACAUCAACUCUCGGAGGGAGUUAAACCGGAAUAG